UAUUCAAGGGAGCCUUUUUGCGUGGCAGGGAGCCAUGUAACCGAAAUAAAUUUGUCUUUUCGUUGUAACGACAGGAGAUAGCAUUAAACACGACUAAAGCAGACGAAAGAGAAUUAUAAAAAAGAAACUUAAUCAAGUGAACGUAUUUAUUUUAUUUGUUAUUUUUGCUUAGAGUAAUUCAGAGCGCUUGUUAUAAUCAAUUAUCUCGGAUGUUUUAAUGUUCCGCUGCAGCUUGCUCUUCCCCUCCACCAGUGUCGCCGGCCUUUUACGAUUUAUUAAUUUCUUAGAAACGAAUGAAACAUUUGAAACGUUGCUUAUUCACCACUGGCUAUCACUAGCUUCAAAUAAUGAUCAUCUCUAAGACCUCUAAGCAUGGAGUCCCCCGUGCGCAAGACAACACUUGCACUUACCCCUCCCCCACUUCCCAGCCAGCUGGAAGGGGCCCCGGGAAUUGUUCAAUGUGUCGGGAGAAGCUGCUCGCUGCUAGCAUCUGGGUGGUGGGAUCUUUGCCUAAGACACGCCCUCUCUUAGUCCACCGAAAAUAAAGUAUAUUAAGCGUAUUUAGAUGCUGUGUGCAAGAACUGACCUGAUUUUGAGAUAUGCCGCAUAAUUGCUAACAGACAAAUUCUUGUGAUCAAAAAAAUUAGGAGACAUGAUGCAAUGUUGCAGGUGUGUUAAUUAGUUAUUUAAAUUCGUUUAUUGGCUUUGAUUCCUAUUCAAGUUUCUCCUAACGUUAAUUAUCCUACAGCUAGCGCAACUUCCUUAAAAUAGACAACAAUAACAAUUUUCAUAUGAAAAACCCAACUUCCUUAUGCGCAGGUAAAAACAGUUUAAUUAUAGCCAAACACGUCGCAGCUUUACUUACUUUUACGUUCAUCAUGUUUAUUUACGUCUGGAAUUAAAUUCACCUGUUUUGUUUACACGCUUUGCGCUGGCAGGGGCCGGCCACAAAAUAGCGGAGGAAGCGAUUUUAACCAAUUACCGACGACAUUUAGCCUGCCAGAACUUGAUUGUAACGCUUAACUUGCAAAUCUCGGCGGCUUCUGAGCCUAAGCCAACUAUAAACAAAGCUAACCAAAAGUUAACUUUCGUGAUUUCAUUAGCACUUAAUCAAGCAAAGAAAACCAUAACGUGGAAACACUGAAACGCAAGUCGUGAGUCUGCAAGUUGCAAGGUGUCUUUCGAAGACAAAUGUCUUCUCGUGCUGGACCGCAGACAAACUCGUCAGACGUUCAGCACAGCGGUAUCCAACGGAUACCUUAAAUGAUUUUUCCACGCGAUUAUUUUACGUUUGGCACCUGCGUUGCACAACACAACUGAAAGUUAUAGACUCAGGAGUUUUUGAAGCAUCUGCGUAGGAAUAUAACAUUUAGUGGCGACAGAUCUUUUCUCAAACUUUAAACAGAUGCAAACAUUUCUGGAUAAGCUGUGGCGCAACUAACAAAACGGUAAACUUGGUUAAAAAAUGCGGCUGUUUGUCAUCACGAAAUUUUGCGCGCUUCUGAUUUUAUCACACUUGGCGCUUGACGCGAGAGCAGAAUGGAAGAAUCUUAUCGAAGUGAACGUGCCGGAAGGAAAGUUAGAAGACCCUGUUAUUUACAGUGAGUUUCCUUAUCCAACCGGUGAUGAAAAGUAUACGCUGUUAUACGCCCAGAAAGGAGAUUCGCUCUACGAAGUUGUCUUAUUCCAGGUCUCCGACAUAGGCGUCAUAACAACAGUCCAACCUCUGAUUUACGAGAAAGGAAAAGCAAACCAGUACGACUUAACGAUCGUCCGAAGAUCUUCCAAGAAGACAAACGGAGGACAGGCCGCCACUGUGCGGGUGACGGUGCAAGACGCGAAUAUCUUUCCGCCAGCUUUUCCUUUUAGUUUAUACAAUGGUACCAUCAAAGAAAAUUCGCCAGAAGGGACUGUAGUUCUGGGUUUGGAAAACUGCCACGCCGAAGACCGCGAUGAAUCCGGGAUAAAAACAUACAAAAUUAUCAAAGGGAACGAGAGGGGAUAUCUUAAAGUUGAAAAAUACGACGUGGGUGUGAAAAGUUUCUUGCGUUUGCUAGCGACAAACACGCCUAUCAAGCGAGGGAAAACCACACCCUUCAUUACGUUGGUCGUCGAAGCUGAAGACAUGAGGGUUCCGCCAUUAACAGCCCGUACAACCAUCGGCGUCAGGAUCGAAGAAGUGAACGACUACCCUCCUGUUUUUAACGAAAGCAGCUACGAGCGAGAAAUAAGUGAAGACACCCCGCUCAUGACAUCAAUUAUGAAGGUGCAAGCUACAGACAAAGACGAAGGAAUAAGUGGAGAGGUGUAUUAUUUCUUUCAGACUUUGUCAAGCUUUUUUACCAUUAAUGCCUUCACAGGAGAGAUAACUCUGGUUCGCGAGUUAGAUUACUCACAGAGCGCACAGCGCCUGCAUCAACUGACGGUAAGAGCACGUGACGCAGGAAUUCCCUUUAAGGAAACGUCAGCCACUGUUAAGAUCACUGUGGCUAAAGAUAUCCCUAACUAUCCUUUCCAAGCGUCCCCGAACUCCGAUCAACAAAACACUGCCCCUUCCUUCCCAGAAGCACCGUGCCACUUUACAAUUUACAAGUCAUUUCCGGUAAAGGCGAGUCUUGGCGCCAUCUAUGCGCGGGACGAUGAUCCACCAGGACCCAACAAGGAGCUGCGGUACUCUCUAGGCAGCUCCUCCAGUCAGUUUAGCCUCGACACUUACAGUGGUGUUUUGACAGUGAAUAAUGACCUUGCUGCACAGACAUACAGUUUGGUGGUGCGUGCGCAAGAUCAGGGUAGCCCUAAAAAAACCGCCGAGACCCAAGUGAAAAUCAAAGUGCAGAAUGUUGACGAUCCCUAUAACCAUCCUACCUUCAGUAAUCCCAUACAAGCUAUAACAGUUGCAGAGAAUACUGCGGUGGGUAAAUCUGUAUUUCGAGCUUCGGCGAACUCCGGCUCAAGCUCGAGCAAAGGUGUCGUAUACUCGGCAAUCUUCGGUUCCGCGAUGCCAUACUUCGAACUGGACGAGAAGACGGGGGUGUUGAAGACCGCCGCCCCACUGGACAGAGAAACACACUCAGAGUAUGAUUUGAUGAUAGAGGCGAGAAACGAAGAGAAAAUCCCCCGCCAUAGCCAUCUCUACCUCGUCAUACACAUAACAGAUGUGGACGAUUCCUACCCGGACUUCACCAAGCCAGUUUAUGACGCCAGCGUGCCUGAGCGUAACCCAGAAGGGACCUUUGUCACCGUAAUCCAUGCAAUAGAUCAAGACAGUGCUUCUAUCACUUACGACGUUUCCAGCUCGCCCGAAUUUAAAAUUGAAGCGAGCACAGGUGUAAUAAGAACGAAAAGAAAACUUGACAGAGCAACUGGCGACAGAAGAUUUCUAAUUUAUGUGACGGCAACGGACGGAGUAGGAAAGACCUCGAGCGCGAUCGUAAAUAUCGACGUCACCAGUGCUCAAGAUUCAGCUCCCAAAUUUAACUCGGAAUCGUACAAGGUUUCUGUGCGUGAAGGCCAGGGAAAGGUGCCGAACUUAUUGUGCAUCGCCGCGACCGGAAGUAACGGAGCAGUGAAAUAUUCAUUAAAAUCUGGUCCAGCAGACAAAUUUAAGAUCAACGAGAUCACAGGUAAGCGGCUGUUUGUCAUCACGAAAUUUUGCGCGCUUCUGAUUUUAUCACACUUGGCGCUUGACGCGAGAGCAGAAUGGAAGAAUCUUAUCGAAGUGAACGUGCCGGAAGGAAAGUUAGAAGACCCUGUUAUUUACAGUGAGUUUCCUUAUCCAACCGGUGAUGAAAAGUAUACGCUGUUAUACGCCCAGAAAGGAGAUUCGCUCUACGAAGUUGUCUUAUUCCAGGUCUCCGACAUAGGCGUCAUAACAACAGUCCAACCUCUGAUUUACGAGAAAGGAAAAGCAAACCAGUACGACUUAACGAUCGUCCGAAGAUCUUCCAAGAAGACAAACGGAGGACAGGCCGCCACUGUGCGGGUGACGGUGCAAGACGCGAAUAUCUUUCCGCCAGCUUUUCCUUUUAGUUUAUACAAUGGUACCAUCAAAGAAAAUUCGCCAGAAGGGACUGUAGUUCUGGGUUUGGAAAACUGCCACGCCGAAGACCGCGAUGAAUCCGGGAUAAAAACAUACAAAAUUAUCAAAGGGAACGAGAGGGGAUAUCUUAAAGUUGAAAAAUACGACGUGGGUGUGAAAAGUUUCUUGCGUUUGCUAGCGACAAACACGCCUAUCAAGCGAGGGAAAACCACACCCUUCAUUACGUUGGUCGUCGAAGCUGAAGACAUGAGGGUUCCGCCAUUAACAGCCCGUACAACCAUCGGCGUCAGGAUCGAAGAAGUGAACGACUACCCUCCUGUUUUUAACGAAAGCAGCUACGAGCGAGAAAUAAGUGAAGACACCCCGCUCAUGACAUCAAUUAUGAAGGUGCAAGCUACAGACAAAGACGAAGGAAUAAGUGGAGAGGUGUAUUAUUUCUUUCAGACUUUGUCAAGCUUUUUUACCAUUAAUGCCUUCACAGGAGAGAUAACUCUGGUUCGCGAGUUAGAUUACUCACAGAGCGCACAGCGCCUGCAUCAACUGACGGUAAGAGCACGUGACGCAGGAAUUCCCUUUAAGGAAACGUCAGCCACUGUUAAGAUCACUGUGGCUAAAGAUAUCCCUAACUAUCCUUUCCAAGCGUCCCCGAACUCCGAUCAACAAAACACUGCCCCUUCCUUCCCAGAAGCACCGUGCCACUUUACAAUUUACAAGUCAUUUCCGGUAAAGGCGAGUCUUGGCGCCAUCUAUGCGCGGGACGAUGAUCCACCAGGACCCAACAAGGAGCUGCGGUACUCUCUAGGCAGCUCCUCCAGUCAGUUUAGCCUCGACACUUACAGUGGUGUUUUGACAGUGAAUAAUGACCUUGCUGCACAGACAUACAGUUUGGUGGUGCGUGCGCAAGAUCAGGGUAGCCCUAAAAAAACCGCCGAGACCCAAGUGAAAAUCAAAGUGCAGAAUGUUGACGAUCCCUAUAACCAUCCUACCUUCAGUAAUCCCAUACAAGCUAUAACAGUUGCAGAGAAUACUGCGGUGGGUAAAUCUGUAUUUCGAGCUUCGGCGAACUCCGGCUCAAGCUCGAGCAAAGGUGUCGUAUACUCGGCAAUCUUCGGUUCCGCGAUGCCAUACUUCGAACUGGACGAGAAGACGGGGGUGUUGAAGACCGCCGCCCCACUGGACAGAGAAACACACUCAGAGUAUGAUUUGAUGAUAGAGGCGAGAAACGAAGAGAAAAUCCCCCGCCAUAGCCAUCUCUACCUCGUCAUACACAUAACAGAUGUGGACGAUUCCUACCCGGACUUCACCAAGCCAGUUUAUGACGCCAGCGUGCCUGAGCGUAACCCAGAAGGGACCUUUGUCACCGUAAUCCAUGCAAUAGAUCAAGACAGUGCUUCUAUCACUUACGACGUUUCCAGCUCGCCCGAAUUUAAAAUUGAAGCGAGCACAGGUGUAAUAAGAACGAAAAGAAAACUUGACAGAGCAACUGGCGACAGAAGAUUUCUAAUUUAUGUGACGGCAACGGACGGAGUAGGAAAGACCUCGAGCGCGAUCGUAAAUAUCGACGUCACCAGUGCUCAAGAUUCAGCUCCCAAAUUUAACUCGGAAUCGUACAAGGUUUCUGUGCGUGAAGGCCAGGGAAAGGUGCCGAACUUAUUGUGCAUCGCCGCGACCGGAAGUAACGGAGCAGUGAAAUAUUCAUUAAAAUCUGGUCCAGCAGACAAAUUUAAGAUCAACGAGAUCACAGGUAAGAAUUAACCAUUAUUCAGAACACUCGUAACGAUAUGCAAAGUUGAAAUAAGUAACAACAAUGCCGCUUUCUCGACUAGGUGAGCAUUGUUCGCACUAGCUACGUAAUAGCUUUUCAAUAAAUAGCGAGACGACUUGUUCACUCCAUUCGUGCUCGGUUUUCCACCCGGUUUUCUAGGGGAGCGCGGAUCUGGGAACGGCCCGGGUCGUUUAGUCCGCGGGGCAAUCAAUAUUCUCAGUUGUUAAAUAGAAUACGCAUAAGUGACAUUGCAGUGGCUUUUAAACUUUUUGCAGUUUAAUAACGCCUUUCCUGUAAGAGACAGAUUAUCAUACUGUUGAGUGGGAAGAUUUUUUUUCGGUUCAGGUUACGUAAUAGUUAUUCUUUUUGAUUCUAUUUAUUCCACACACUUCUUGUUUGUGACUCGCUUUGCACAGCACUUUUUCUCGAGUUUUCUCCUAUAGAAAUUUUUUUUCAGCAACCCUUCCCUCCCAGAAAAA
Molecule: messenger RNA, 6283 nt
Organism: Orbicella faveolata
Lineage: Eukaryota; Metazoa; Cnidaria; Anthozoa; Scleractinia; Merulinidae
Product: protocadherin-like protein
Source: RefSeq, a predicted model, not a curated record